This is a messenger RNA of Pezoporus flaviventris, 2999 nucleotides long. RefSeq names its product CDV3 homolog (gene CDV3). Bases 120 to 851 code for a protein of 243 amino acids. The record is from RefSeq and is a predicted model, not a curated record. The transcript has 5 exons. Lineage: Eukaryota; Metazoa; Chordata; Aves; Psittaciformes; Psittacidae. Gene Ontology annotation, cellular component: cytoplasm.
UCCCGCGGGGCCUGUCAGCCGCAGCCGUCUGCCGCGCCGGGCUCUGCUGCUGGCCCGCGCCGCCGCUGCGCUCUCCUUCCCCGACAGUCUCUCUAGCCCCGCCGCUGGGAGCCGCCGCCAUGGCGGCCACCGAGGAGAGGAGCCUCGACGACUUCUUCGCCAAGCGGGACAAGAAGAAGCGGAAGGAGAAGAGCAGCCGAGGGGCCGCCGCCGCCGCCUCCAACGCCGCCUCGAGCGCUUCGGGGGCGGCCGGAGGAACCCGCCCGGCUGACGGAAGCGGCUCCGGGGCUGCCGCCUCCAACGCCGGCUCCGCCAAGACGGCCACCAAGGAAGAAGAUGAUUGGAAGGAGUUUGAGCAAAAGGAAGAAAUUGAUUAUAGUGGUCUUAGAGUUCAGUCCAUGCAAAUAAGUGAAAAAGAAGAUGAAAAAGAUGAUGAUGAAAGUGAAAAAAGAGAAGAGCACGGUGACCACUGGGAGGAGACUGGUGGUGGUGGUGUAGACAGAUCAUCUGGUCCUUGGAACAAGUCAGCUCCUGCGCCGGCACCUGUCGUCGAACCAGUUGUUACAGAAGCCCCUGAACCAGUUCAGACUGGUGGUGUGUACAGGCCUCCUGGUGCCCGGGAGGGUGGCAGGCCACGGAGAGCACAGCAAGGACCACCAGAAAUCUAUAGUGAUACGCAGUUCCCAUCACUGCAGUCCAUCGCCAAGCUCAUAGACAGUCGAAGGGAUAAAGAAAUGGAGAAGAGCUUUGAAGUAGUAAAACACAAAACUAGAGGUAGGGAUGAGGUGUCAAAAAAACAGGCACUUAAACUUCAGCUAGACAACCAGUAUGCUGUGCUUGGGGAUCAGUAGAGCUGCAUACACAUUACAAUUAAGGAAUGCUUUUUUGGUAACCCUUCUACUAAGGUAACUAAACUACAGCUAACGGCUAUGAUGAACAUGCCACCUUAUUUCUGCUGGAUCUACUGCAGCAAGUGCAGACUACUUUUGACGUAAGUGCUUGGUUCUCCUCCGCUAUGGAAGCGUUAUAUGUUACAACUUCUCCAUUGGAAAUGGGGCAGAUUAAAUGUAAAUGAUUGAACAAGAGUCAUCAGUGUUCUUUAAUUGCUCAGAAAGAUACCUUCAGCCAGUGGUCAUUUCAAAAUCUUUUUAUGUUCAGAUACUGAGCCUUCGUAAAGGUUGACUACCUCAGACUUGCUGCACUCAUUGUGGACACCAUGUGGAUCACAACUUCUGGAAGAGAAGGUUACAGCUGUUUUAGUGGCCAUCUGAAACUUGAAACCAGCUCUACUGGAUUCCUGUCAGAAAUCCUGCAGAAGUCAGCCAUUUGGUUCCAAUUUGCUAUAACAAAGAUUUAAGUGACCUUAAAUGACAAACAUAUUCUGUUCCCCUUCUGAGGAAUCCUGUCAUGUGUAGCCAUAGCCUACUAGAGACUUCUGGAGCGUACCAAUACCACUCAUGCUACCCAAGUAUAACAGAGCUGUAGUUUGUUUACCUUUUUAGAUAGCUGUUCUGAAGUAACUGCAAAACAAAUUAAAACUCACUAUCAGAUUGGGGGAACAAUGGGUUUGAAUGGUCUGUUUGCAUUAGCCAUUUUCACAGUUGUCUGUUGAAGCAUCUUAUUUUUCCUGUUCUCCACAAAUGCCUGCCUUGUUUCUGAUAUCAAAUUGCAGUAUAUUUAAGUAAUGAUGAGAUGUUGUAGUGAAAUAGGGUUUAUUUUGGCUUUUGUCAUGAGGUUUGUCUUUCCUACCCUGCAGCAUUAAGAGUUUUUUUUACACAGAGGUAUCCAGACUCUUUAAGUAAAGAAUUUGGCUUUUAAAAAUGAGAUACGUGGCAGUAGUGGUACUAGAUAAAAACUUCUCCUCUAUUAAAAAGUGAUUUGUUUGUUGAAGGGUAAUGGUUACUUGAUAACCAGAAUAAUGUAGUAUGCAGAGGGAUAACUAGAGCUGGUAAGCCUUAUUUGUUUGGCUACUUCUGUGAAGCAUGCAGGCUCUUUGAGGCAUAAAUCCUCUAUGUAAAACUCAAAUGCUGUUUAUUCAAAGUUGGGAAGUUUAGUACUAAUGGAAGGCAGUGACUUCUUCCAGUUGUUUUCAUCUUUGAUUUAAUUGAGUGGAAGUAGGCAAAAUGGCACUGAUACACUAAGAAUUUAGGACACUGCCCCCAACACUGAUUUGAUGAACCAAACCUGUCAAGUACCAAAAGUGUCCUGCUGUAACUGCUUUUCUCUUCUCUGAAUUCUUAUACCAGAAGCAAAAUGAAGUAAAAUAGUGGCAUGCUCCAGUGUUGAGGUCUCUCAGAGUAAAUGCCAAAAACUAGACCCAACAUCUAUAGGAGUUGCCAAUGGCAAGAAAAACCAGGGAACAAAACAAAACUUGUUGGCUCGUGUGGUAGUUGUGUGUAUGUGCAGAAGAUGAGGUUAGUGCAGGAAUCGCCUCAUUGGGUUCCCUUUUGACUGCUGACUUUCUUUAAAUCUGCUUGAGGCCAAUGGGAAUUUUGCUGUUGACUUCAGUGGGGCUGGGGCUUCACCUGAGUCUUCUGUGCACAGACUAAAACUGGCCUUGCCCUUGCAGAGUUACCUGUCUCUAAAACUUCUGCUAGAAGCUGCUAUUAAAGAGGGCUCAAGAGACUAUCCUUAAAGUUGGAGAGUUCAUUUGGAAACAAAACCUCACAGAAAGACUCAUACCAAUACCUUGGACUCUGAGCCAUGUAUCUUCCUUGAAAAUAUGUUGUUGCCAGCAAAACUGUUGAUUUGUCACUAAAGAUUUCUGUGGAAUUCAUGGUAAACGGACACGUUGCUUGAUGUGGUAGAAACAUGAAAGCUUAAAACACUUUUCUUGAUGCUCUAAAGUAAUUGGGAUCACCAAUGAACUGAGUUUUAGUCUACUGUAUGAAGGGUAGAUGAGACUGUUCAUUGUACCAUCUUUGAGGUUUUGGGCAUGAAUUCUGGCAGUUCAAGAAAACCCUGUAACAGUUUCAAAUCAAAUAAAAUGGAAAUACGGA